UUUUUUUUGGUAAAAAAGUUAUGGAAGCACCAGAAUUUCUUCAGCCAAGCUAUUGCUCGCAGCCAAAUGGGGCCGAUCAUUUUAUCGUUGAGGAUCUUUUAGACUUCGCUAACAUUGAUGCAGCCUUUGAUUCCCUUCCCGGUAGCUCUACCGAUUCCACUGUCACCCUCGUUGAUAGCUGCAAUUCGUCUUCAUUUUCCGGCUCUGAACCAAAUUUCUCCGCAGAUAUCGCCGGCCACCGGAAUUUCACCGAUGCCAACUUAUCUGCUGAUCUCUGCGUCCCGUACGAUGAUGUAGCUGAGCUAGAAUGGCUGUCGAAUUUCGUGGAGGAAUCAUUCUCAAGCUACGACCUGCAAAAGCUCCAGCUGACUUGCGGAAUGAAGACCCGACCCGAGGAAUCAUCCGAAACCCAACCCAACAGGACCAUCACCACCACCUCCAAUGCAUUCAUCAACCACAACAACAAUCCCAUGUUCCACCCGGACGUCUCGGUUCCGGCCAAGGCCCGAAGCAAGCGCUCCCGAGCCGCCCCCUGCAACUGGGCUUCCCGACUCAUGGUCCUCAGCCCCACAACUUCGUAUUCCUCCGAACCCGAAAUCGUCGUCCAGCCUCCACCUCCGCCUCCGACGCAGCCCACCACUGGAAAAAAGACCGUGAAGGGGGCCGCUCCGAGAAAAAAGGAAACCGGAGAUGCUGACGCCGGGGGAAACGCCGACGGACGUAGGUGCCUGCAUUGCGCCACCGAUAAGACCCCGCAGUGGAGGACUGGACCGAUGGGUCCCAAAACGCUUUGUAACGCUUGUGGGGUGCGAUACAAGUCGGGUCGGUUGGUACCGGAAUACCGACCCGCCGCGAGCCCGACCUUCGUGCUGACCAAACACUCCAACUCCCACCGGAAAGUGAUGGAGCUUCGACGUCAAAAGGAACUGCUCAGGGCCCAGCAGCAGCAGCAGCAGCAGUUCAUGCAUCAUCAUCAGAACAUGAUGUUCGAUGUAUCCAACGGUGAUGAUUAUUUGAUUCACCAACAUAUUGGGCCCGACUUCAGGCAGCUGAUCUAGUGGAGGCAAGAGUAGAGUAACUCAGCUGCAGCUGAGUUUUAAUUGGUGGGAAUUCAUUAGUUUUAGUGAAUUUCCAGAAUUUUUUUUUUUUUUUAAUUCCAAUUUGGUUUAGAGGUAAUUUUGUUAUGCGUUUUGUUUUUUG
Carica papaya (papaya) is the source of this 1200-nucleotide messenger RNA. RefSeq names its product GATA transcription factor 9 (gene GATA9). Gene Ontology annotation, biological process: cell differentiation; positive regulation of DNA-templated transcription. Gene Ontology annotation, cellular component: nucleus. Gene Ontology annotation, molecular function: zinc ion binding; sequence-specific DNA binding. The record is from RefSeq and is a predicted model, not a curated record. Lineage: Eukaryota; Viridiplantae; Streptophyta; Magnoliopsida; Brassicales; Caricaceae.